This is a messenger RNA of Branchiostoma belcheri (Belcher's lancelet), 1007 nucleotides long. Its product is annotated as craniofacial development protein 2-like. Gene Ontology annotation, molecular function: catalytic activity. The transcript has a single exon. The annotation marks the transcript as partial. Lineage: Eukaryota; Metazoa; Chordata; Leptocardii; Amphioxiformes; Branchiostomatidae. The record is from RefSeq and is a predicted model, not a curated record.
GAGAGGAAUUGUCAACAAAUAUGGCCAUACAAGGCAUUGAUGUACUGGGAAUACAGGAACACCGCAUUGUGCAUGAGGAUGAAGUCCGGUAUGAAAGCAUACAUGGUAACACCCUAAUAACUACGACAGCAAGUAGAAACCUGGCUGGUGCAGCAGUUGGCGGGGUGGGGAUAUUGCUGAGCACGAAAGCUUUCAACUCACUGGCAAAGGUGACUCCAUUCAACGGGCGAAUACUGAUUGUAAGCUUCCAGGGAAAUCCAGUAACGACCAUAAUAGUUACAUACUGCCCUACCAACGUAGCAGAUGAAGACAUCAUAAGUGAGCACUACGAUAGUCUCAGGAGGGCAAUACAGUCAGUCCCAGCACACAAUCUCCUGAUGGUUGUGGGAGACUUUAACGCCAGGCUAGGAGAUGAAGAGGCAAGGUACACACUACACAGUGAAACUAAUAGAAAUGGCAGGAUGCUAUUAGAGCUGACCAGCGAGCAAAACCUGAUUAUCUGUAACACAAGAUUUCAGAAGAAAGCGGGGAAACUGUGGACCUACAUGAGCCCGGGAGGAAAUAGGUACCAACUAGACUACAUUCUGAUUCGUAGGAAGUGGCAAAACAGUAUGCUAAACGCAGAGGCGUACAGCACUUUUGCGAGCGUAGGCUCUGACCACAGGAUUGUUUCAGCUCGAGUAAGGCUCAGUCUGAGAAAGAAGAAGGCUGAACCAAGGAAGAAACGGUAUGACUGGGGAGCCCUCAGAGUGAGCACAGACCUUCAGGAGUGCUAUGCCAUAGAAGUAUGCAACAGAUUCCAACCCUUGUACGAAGAAGGUGAAACCGCGACAGAGAGGUAUGAGAGGUUUAUAACAGCAAAUGAGGAAGCAGCAGAGGAAGUGAUCCCUGUCAAGAAAAGAGAAAAGAGAGCAGAAUACUCCAGUGAUCCACGAGUGACACAGGCCAGGGAUGAGGUCAACAAAACGUACGAAAUAUUCUUACAAAAUGGACAUGAAAAGAACAAG